Pneumocystis murina B123 is the source of this 822-nucleotide messenger RNA. RefSeq lists its product as hypothetical. The coding region runs from base 1 to 822 and encodes 273 amino acids. The record is from RefSeq and is a predicted model, not a curated record. Gene Ontology annotation, biological process: superoxide metabolic process. Gene Ontology annotation, molecular function: metal ion binding; superoxide dismutase activity. The transcript is spliced from 4 exons. NCBI's taxonomy places the organism in Eukaryota, Fungi, Ascomycota, Pneumocystomycetes, Pneumocystales, Pneumocystaceae.
AUGUUUUCUCUGUUAAAACGUUGGGAAUUUUCAUCUCAAAUAAAGAGGAAAUGGAUUUUUCCUAUUCGUUAUUUAACACAUUGUGUUCCUCCUCUUUAUUUGUCUUGGAAUUGGAAAAAAGAGGGUUUCCCUCCUUUAUAUUCUCCUAAAGGUCUUGAAAUUGCUUAUUUUCAAAAACAACAAUAUCACAUAGAUGAAUUAAAUAAAUUUAUUAAGGGUACUGUUUAUGAAGAUAUUGGUGAUGUUGAAAGUAUUGCGCAUCAAUCAGCUAAUCGUGCAUCUCAUUCUUAUAUUUAUAAUCAUUCUUCACAGGCUUUUAACAAUCAUUUUUUUUUUUUAGGCUUAAAAGGCAAGAUAAAAGAGCACACCGAGCCACCGAAACACUUUUUGGAGUAUCUUAAUUCAAGUUUUGGGGAUUUUCAUACUUUUAAAGAGAACUUUAUUUAUAUAGCACUUUCAAUAUUUGGAUCUGGUUGGGUAUGGCUAGUAGAAGAUUUAGUUCAACAACAACUCAAGAUUUUUCCAACAUUUAAUGCUGGUCAACCAUAUCAUGAAAGACGUUCCAUUGCAAUGGGUCUUUCUGUGGGUCAACCUGUAUUAAAUGAUGUAAUAAAACAUGAUAUACAAGUAGAGACAUUGCUUGUGCCUCUUUUAGUUGUUAAUUGUUGGGAAUAUGCAUGGAUACAUGAUUAUGGUGUUUUUGGAAAAGAAAAAUAUUUGAGAUGUUGGUUUGAUUGUAUUGAUUGGGAACUUGUGGCAAAACGACAUGCUGACAUAUGGAAAACGAAUGAAAUGGAUGAUUCGCCAUUAAAUAAUGUAUAA